AUGGCAGCUUUUAAAGAGAUGCUUUUGGAAACCCUGAAUGAUUUGAGUUGUCAGGAGUUUGAGAAAUUCAAGGAAGUCCUGGAGUUGACUGUCUUCCAGGAGGACCUCAUAGACAUCUCAGUGAGGUUCAGUGACACAGCAGAAAUAGUGUAUCUGAUGCUGCAGAACUACGGUCAACAGUCUGUGGAACUCAUGAUGAAGACUUUCAAGAAAAUGAACAGAUCUGAUCUGGUUCAGAGAUUAGACACCAGCUCAGGAAACAAAGGGCCUUCAAGAAGCUCAGAGUCUGAGGCUCAUGGAGACAUUAUGGACUCCAGUGACUGGACUAAACUUGAACCUGAAGUGAACAGUACAGAUGCAGAUGAGGCUCCAACUUACAGUCUCCAGUCUGAAGCAGGAACGUUUGAAUGCAGUGUCUCUGACCUGCGAUGGGUCUGUAAAGAAAAGGUCAGCUUUAAGUACCAGUUCUGCUCUUGGGAAGAACACAUGGAGAGAAUGGAAAUCUUACAAUACAUGCCUGCAGGUCCCCUAAUGGACAUCACAGUCACUGCUGGGAAGUUAAAUGAAGUGUACCUGCCUCACUGGAUCUGCACAGAUGACAACCCUGAAAUACUUGACAAGUUUGCAGUCCUGCACAUAGAUUCCUGUGGAGAUGUUGUUGAAAAAGUGUCUGAGGUCACAUCAUCCCACGUCAAGUUAUCUGAACCAAUUUUCUCUCCAAGAGCGGUCCUGAUGAAACUUGGCUUUCCUGUAAAGAUAAAGUGCAACGUAUUAAUAUACUAUCAAACAAACACAACAUUCCUCAAGCUACAUGUGUAUCUGAUCCCACAUGAUCCUGCUCUAGAAAAGACGGUGGACAAGAAGAAAUCCUCCAAAGGAUACGAAAUCAUUGAAAAGCCACGUCCAGACAAGUACCUGAAAAUGCAACAAGGAUUUGUCCUGAAAUCAGACAUAAGCACAGCCAAAAUCUCUCCUCAGAUAUUAACCCUCAGGUAUGACAGCCAGGAUCCAAAUUUCUAUGAAGUGUUCAUUGAAAAUCCAGACACAAACUUCAACCUUACACUCUCACACUCUUGUACAAAUAAGAGUAAACCAGUGUGUGAACCAGUGUGGACCUGUGAACUUCGAAAAGUUGACUACCUAAAGUCUGGUCAUUUUGAAGAGGAACACACUGUGGAUGAACUAUCUGCACUGGUCCACAAAACAGCAACAAUCACAACAGUUAAAGAGAAGCUUUUCAGAGUGCUGCAACGUUUGAGAGAGGAAGAUUUCGAACACUUCAAGUGGUUUUUGGAGAACAAAAUCGCAAAGAGCAAACUGGAGAAGGCAAACAGAACACGUGUGGUGGAUCUGAUGGAGCAGACCUACAACCAACAGGCUGUGGAGGUGACCAAGAUGCUUUUCAAGAAAAUGGACAGGAACGAUCUGGUGAAGCUGUUGUAA
Messenger RNA from Scomber japonicus (chub mackerel), 1443 nucleotides. Its product is annotated as NACHT, LRR and PYD domains-containing protein 1 homolog. Bases 1 to 1443 code for a protein of 480 amino acids. The transcript is spliced from 10 exons. The record is from RefSeq and is a predicted model, not a curated record. NCBI's taxonomy places the organism in Eukaryota, Metazoa, Chordata, Actinopteri, Scombriformes, Scombridae.